Girardinichthys multiradiatus is the source of this 2594-nucleotide messenger RNA. It is a transcript of the gene arrdc2, whose product is annotated as arrestin domain containing 2. Gene Ontology annotation, cellular component: plasma membrane; cytoplasm. Bases 139 to 1368 code for a protein of 409 amino acids. The record is from RefSeq and is a predicted model, not a curated record. The transcript is spliced from 7 exons. Lineage: Eukaryota; Metazoa; Chordata; Actinopteri; Cyprinodontiformes; Goodeidae. Gene Ontology annotation, biological process: protein transport.
AGUUGCGCACUUUGAGCUUUUCACAAGAGGAGAAGCACAGCAGCAGCUCUGAGUAGCGACAGCAGAACCUAUAAACUUCCUGCCCAUCAGAAAGACUGAAGGAGCCGAUUGUCAGAAGAACAUUUUAAACCUGCGGAAAUGAUUUUCAAACAGUUGAAAAAGUUUCUCGUGAUUUUUGACUCUCCGGAGAUGGACUGUCCCCCGGUGUUCAGCAGCGGGGACGUAGUGUCCGGACGGGUUGUGCUAGAACUGUUCGGUGAGACCAAGGUCGACUCCCUGAAGCUACACGCGGAGGGGUACGCCAAAGUGCACUGGACCGAGUCCCGGUCAGCCGGCUCCAGCACGGCGUACACCCAGAACUACAGCGACGAGGUGGAGUACCUGAACCAGAGAGAGGUGCUUCUGCAGGCAGAUAAUUGUGAGGUGACGGUCCUUCCUGCUGGCAGACACGAGUUCCCGUUCAGUUUUCAGCUUCCAGAGGAGACGCUCGUCACCUCCUUCGAAGGGAAGCAUGGCAGCAUCCGUUACUGGGUCAAAGUUAAGCUGCACAGGCCAUGGUGUCCCGUCAGGAAAAUCAAGAAGGAGUUUACCGUCAUCGAGCCCAUCGACAUCAACACACCAAGCCUGCUGGCUCCACAGGCGGGGACAAAGGACAAGCUGGCACGGACGUGGUACCGCAACUUUGGACAGGUGUCUGUAACAGCAAAGAUCGACCGUAAAGGUUACACUCCAGGUGAGGUCAUACCUGUGUUUGCAGAGUUCGACAACGCCACCUCCAGGUCAAUUGUUCCCAAAGCCUUUAUCACUCAGACUCAGACCUUCAUCGCCCGUGGCACUAUGAAGCAGAAGCGCUCCAUUGUGGCCACGCUGUGCGGUGACAUCGUGAGCGCCAGGACCAGGGAGACCUGGCACGGUCGGGCCAUUAAGAUCCCACCAGUGGGUCCGUCCAUCCAGCAGUGUCGCAUCAUCAAGGUGGAGUACAUGUUGAAGGUUUGUGUCGACGUCCCGGGGACAUCCAAGCUGUGUUUGGAGCUGCCUCUAGUCAUUGGCACCAUCCCGCUCCAUCCCUUCGGCAGCCGGACGUCCAGCAUCAGCAGCCAUUACAGCGUCAACCUGGAGUGGCUGCGCAUGGCCAUCCCGGAGCAGCCUGAGCCUCCUCCAGAAUACAGCUCUGUGGUGACAGAGGAGGAGGCAGAGCAGAGAAACAACGUGGUGGUCCAGCAGCCAGCUGAAGACCUGAGCGGGAUCAUGGAGCGACCCCUCAUGGCUUUUGUCCAAGAGUUUCGCUUCCGACCUCCACCAGUUUACAGCGAGAUUGACCCCAACCCUCAGCCCCUCAACAUGAGACCUCGCUGCAUGACGUGUUGAACUAUGAGCCCAGUCUGAGCGAAGAGCUGCGUUACUAGUAAAACAAAUCGAGAGAUUUGUCUUCUUCUGGAUUUAUUCCUCAUUGCUGAACGAGCACCUGGUCCCCGCCUGGGUUGUGGAGACGGACUAGAGCGCCACGGAGAGGAGAAGGAGCUCACAGGAGCUGAAAGCUUGCAAAGAUGAAGUAGACUUUUCCCGUUCUGUUGAGAGACGGAUCUGCUUCUCCACAUCAGUUCCUGUUCUCCGCAAGUGAUUUUAUGUUUGGCUCUCAGAACUGAGACAAAAUACCUCCCAAUCAACAGUUCCCUGCUGUUUGUGAGAUGUAAGGAGUUUGGGACAUAUUGUAGGGUGGGGGUUAGGAUCACUUGAUAUUUAUCAGGCAAAGUCUUGAUCUGAGCGCUUUUGAUUAGCUGACAUGUUCAGACGCACAUUGUCAUCUUUGAGCGGCGUAAAGAGAAAAGUGCAAUUAUCAUGUUCAGUUUGUAACUUUGCCUGGCAGCAGGGUAGAUGUUACAUACCUACAUUGCUAUGCAUUUUGUUACUCAACAGCUAUGUACUGUUACAUAAGCGCAUAAUGUACCUAAAGGUGUGAUGAUUGAGCAGAGAAGUCGAAUAAGGAGAUCUGGAUGUUCUUGAUGUAUGCAGGUAAAACACGCAAAAGGGAAACGAUGUACGCCUUAAUAAUCUGCAUGGGAGCUUUAAGGGUGUUCUCCUCUCAGAGAGCUGGAUAUAGCUGAAUGUAAACUGAGAGACAUCAGAGCAAAAAAAAAAAAAAUAAGCAGUUGAAAUCCAAGAGCAGUUUUGUGUAAAUUAGAAAACCUGAAUACACUGAAAUGCAUGAAAGCUGUGGUUGGUUUAAGCAGAUUGACCACAGUAAGGAUGUUGCAUUUUGCCACAGAGAUGUGCUCUCCAGGCUGCUUAACUAAAGGAGAACUCCGAGCCAUACUGAAUUCUUUGGUGCUGUGAAGUGGAGCUUUAAAGCUGGAGAUGCCACUGAAAUGUAUGGACAAAGACCAUUCCAAAUAACUGGCUUUGAGGAUUAAGUUUUGAUUUUCCUCAACUUCCAAAAAAGUCGGUCUGUAUCAGUUCAGGGUCAGGUGUGCAACGUCGGGGCACACACUGGAAAAAACAAUGACUCAAAGAUAAAUGUAUUUUUAUACAAAUGCAAUUGUUGAUUAAUGCCAACUUUUUCUAUUUGUUUUUCCUAAUAAAAGAGAUUUAAAUAA